Messenger RNA from Aspergillus pseudoviridinutans, 306 nucleotides. RefSeq names its product RNA-binding protein LSM5. Lineage: Eukaryota; Fungi; Ascomycota; Eurotiomycetes; Eurotiales; Aspergillaceae. The transcript is spliced from 5 exons. Bases 1 to 306 code for a protein of 101 amino acids. Gene Ontology annotation, biological process: mRNA splicing, via spliceosome. Gene Ontology annotation, molecular function: RNA binding. Gene Ontology annotation, cellular component: Lsm1-7-Pat1 complex; U4/U6 x U5 tri-snRNP complex; U6 snRNP. The record is from RefSeq and is a predicted model, not a curated record.
AUGGCGUCCCAACUCCUUCCUUUGGGUAAUCUUCAUAACCACGCGUAUACAUUGACUUGUGUGAUUAACAGGUUGGCAGAAUUGAUCGAUAAGUGUGUGGGAUCGAGAAUCUGGGUCAUCAUGAAGGGCGACAAAGAAUUCUCCGGCACAUUACUUGGAUUCGACGACUACGUCAAUAUGGUUCUGGAAGAUGUGACUGAAUUCGAUUACUCUGGUGCACAGGUCAAGCUCCCUAAGAUCCUGCUAAACGGGAACAAUAUCUGCAUGUUAAUCCCUGGUGGCGAGGGACCAGUUGGCAGCUCCUGA